Messenger RNA from Lipotes vexillifer (Yangtze River dolphin), 3160 nucleotides. It is a transcript of the gene FBXL20, whose product is annotated as F-box and leucine rich repeat protein 20. The coding region runs from base 247 to 1557 and encodes 436 amino acids. NCBI's taxonomy places the organism in Eukaryota, Metazoa, Chordata, Mammalia, Artiodactyla, Lipotidae. The record is from RefSeq and is a predicted model, not a curated record. Gene Ontology annotation, biological process: SCF-dependent proteasomal ubiquitin-dependent protein catabolic process. Gene Ontology annotation, cellular component: SCF ubiquitin ligase complex. Gene Ontology annotation, molecular function: protein binding. The transcript has 15 exons.
GUUUUUGUUUUGGGUUGAAGUUGAGGCUGAGGAGAGAGAAGAGCUAGCGACGAGCAGUCGUCGCCGCCACCGCGGGAGGUGGAGGAGGCCCUGCCGGAGUCGAGAGGUCUCUCCUCGCCGCCGACGGCCCCUGCCCGCAGCUCCUCUGCCUCCUCUCGGUGCCGGAACUCCCGGGCCUGCCCGGGGCCCCCAGUCUUUGCACUCCGCACGCCGCAGCGCCCGGCCCCGGCCGCACCCGCCGGCCCCAUGAGGAGGGACGUGAACGGAGUGACCAAGAGCAGGUUUGAGAUGUUCUCAAAUAGCGAUGAAGCUGUAAUUAAUAAAAAACUUCCCAAAGAACUCCUAUUACGGAUAUUUUCUUUUCUGGAUGUUGUAACCUUGUGUCGCUGUGCUCAGGUCUCCAGGGCCUGGAAUGUUCUGGCUCUGGAUGGCAGUAACUGGCAGCGAAUUGACCUGUUUGAUUUCCAGAGGGAUAUCGAGGGCCGGGUAGUGGAGAAUAUUUCAAAAAGGUGUGGGGGCUUUUUACGAAAGUUAAGUCUUCGUGGGUGUCUCGGAGUAGGAGACAAUGCAUUAAGGACCUUUGCACAAAACUGUAGGAACAUUGAAGUACUGAAUCUCAAUGGGUGUACAAAGACUACAGAUGCUACAUGUACUAGCCUUAGCAAGUUCUGUUCCAAACUCAGGCACCUUGACUUGGCUUCCUGUACAUCAAUAACAAACAUGUCUCUAAAAGCUCUGAGUGAGGGAUGUCCACUGUUGGAGCAAUUAAACAUUUCCUGGUGUGACCAAGUAACCAAGGAUGGUAUCCAAGCACUAGUGAGAGGCUGUGGAGGUCUUAAAGCCUUAUUCUUAAAAGGCUGCACACAGCUAGAAGAUGAAGCUCUCAAGUACAUAGGUGCACACUGUCCUGAACUGGUGACUUUGAACUUGCAGACUUGCUUACAAAUCACAGAUGAAGGUCUCAUUACUAUAUGCAGAGGGUGCCAUAAGUUACAGUCCCUCUGUGCCUCUGGCUGCUCCAACAUCACAGAUGCCAUCCUGAACGCUUUAGGUCAGAACUGCCCACGGCUUAGAAUAUUAGAAGUGGCAAGGUGUUCUCAACUAACAGAUGUAGGCUUUACCACUCUGGCCAGGAAUUGCCAUGAACUUGAAAAGAUGGACCUGGAAGAGUGUGUUCAGAUAACAGAUAGCACAUUAAUCCAACUUUCUAUACACUGUCCUCGACUUCAAGUAUUGAGUCUGUCUCACUGUGAGCUGAUCACAGACGAUGGAAUUCGUCACCUGGGGAACGGGGCCUGCGCCCAUGACCAGCUGGAGGUGAUUGAACUGGACAACUGCCCCCUAAUUACAGAUGCAUCCCUGGAGCACUUGAAGAGCUGUCACAGCCUUGAGCGGAUAGAACUCUAUGACUGCCAGCAAAUCACACGGGCUGGAAUCAAGAGACUCAGGACCCAUUUACCCAAUAUUAAAGUCCACGCCUACUUCGCACCUGUCACUCCACCCCCAUCAGUAGGGGGCAGCAGACAGCGCUUCUGCAGAUGCUGCAUCAUCCUAUGACAAUGGAGGUGGUCAACCUUGGUGAACUGAGUAUUUAAUGACACUUCUAGAGUUACCAUGGAUCUCCAUUGGAAGCGACCCCAGUGUUCCGGGCAAAGGUUACAAAGUGAGGGCAGCGUCCAGAUCCCCAGAGCCACACAUACAUACGCAUACCCACUCUCACCCCCACCCACUCUGUCUCUGUGACCAGGGGAUUGGGUUUGUGCUGGCUUUAUCAUGUGGAUUGGUAAAACUUAACCAUUCCUGUUGGAUGUGCCCAGAAGAAAAUCAGAAGCAAGGUAGACGGAAGGGGGCAUUCCAGCAAACCCAGUGUUACUGCUACUGUGGUUUCUUUAUUUUGUUAAGGGGUUUCUUUGGCAGUUUUGGAACAGCAGCUGCAGUCCUCCAGGGUCAAGGAAAGCAUAGAAAAACAAUACAUGUUGUAUCCAGGGACCAGAGAGAAGAUUUCUUUGCAUCCUAUAAAUGGUAGCCAUCCAUUGUAAGAUGACUGCAGAGCUUCUGUGCUUCCUUGUUCCCAUGCCAACAUGCUGAGCAUGCUCACAAAGAAGGCUUGUCCAUUCCUCCUCCUGUGUUUUAGUAUUUGGCCCAGAGGUUUCCUAAAUGGUUGCAUUGAAAUCGCUGUGGUCCAAAAGUGAUGACGUAUUCACUCAAAUUGUCACUUUCUGUAGCACACUGUGUACCUGUCUUUCAUUCUCUGUUGCUUUCUCCUGCACUCUUUCUCAGUCUGUCAUCUGUGCAUAGUCUGCUUACUCACACUCAAUUGUUACUCCUUUGCUGUUGUUAUGUUUACAGUUUGCAUUUUGGGUGAUUAGUUGGGGUUACCAAACAUUUUUAAAAGAGACAUUAUCAAUAAAUAUUUUUUUAAUUCUAAGUUUUACCAUUAGGGGACCCUGCCUGAAUCUUUGCCAGUCUGAAGGGAAGCUAUAACAAAAGCAAGAAAAAUUAUGAGAAGAAAUUGAGCUAAGACUAUUUUGAUGAAAACAAACUUUGCCUUUUGGUUUCUGUUAUAUCUUGUAAUAAAUGAUAAUAUGCAUGAUACGCCCAGUAUUCCCCCUGCACAUUUUUCCUUCCAUCUAACUUAAUAAGGAGAGAGAAAUGCAUUAUUAGGAAAGGGUGGAAUGGCAGGUCCCAAAACUGAACCUGAGAGCUGCCGCCACCCAAGCUCAGAUGUGUUGUGUAUUCACCGAAAUCUAGGUGUGAUCAGUGGCAUCUAAGAUUCGUGUCUCUGAGGUUUGUUCUGCUUUAGCGGGAAUGCUGCUAGAGGAGUUGUGCAGUUGAGCCGGGUAGUUUCUCUUUUUCCCCCCCAUUUCAGGCUAUCAGGGGUUCAAGAAUGACCCUAUCACGGCUGGUCAACUGUAUGUCAGUGUUGAUGGUAUCUUAUCUAACGUUGGAGCCUCAAAGGACCAGAACCUGUCAGCCAUAUCUCUCUUGUGCUCCAGAGUUUCUGUGAAUGAAAUACUAUAGUAGCCAGGUGAAGGCAUUGGGGCAGCAGAAAGAGAACAUUGAGAGGAAGUAGGGGGUUCAGUGUCUCUUCCCAGCCUGGUCACCAGAACUGAGGGCAGGGAAUUUAGUGCCCAUGACUCAGAAAGAAGAAGCUCCCCCC